Molecule: messenger RNA, 2040 nt
Organism: Struthio camelus australis
Lineage: Eukaryota; Metazoa; Chordata; Aves; Struthioniformes; Struthionidae
Source: RefSeq, a predicted model, not a curated record
AUGCCGUCUUCGUCCUUCUUUCUCCCCGAAGGGCCGAGCCCCUCGAUGUUUCAUGGUGAGGGGUAUCAAGAGGGAUACGCUGAAGGCAGCCACGUUGGAGUUAUUGAGGGAAGGAGGUAUGGAUCACUCCACGGUGCCAAGAUUGGGUCUGAGGUUGGCUGCUACCUGGGGUUUACACUUACAUGGCGGUGUCUGCUCCACAAAUGCACAGAUGAAAAGAACAGUAAAAAGAUAAGGGUUCUGGAUUCAUUAAUAGGGAUGAUUCGGAAAUUCCCUUAUGAAGACCCCACUUAUGACAAGCUUCAAGAAGAUCUGGAAAAAAUCAGAGGAAAAUUUAAACAGGUUUGCUCAAUACUAAACAUUCAGUCUGAUUUUAGAAUCAGUACUGAAAGAUCUUCACUAACAUUUUGAGUAUAGCAGAUGAAGAUAAACAUGGAUGAACAAAGAAGAAAUAUUAAAAGAACACAUAACUGGGAAGUGUUUAUCUACUCCUACUCUAAACAAAAUGAAAAUAGUGAACAGGUGCUAAAAUAUUAAAGAGGGAAGAGAAAAAUAUUGAGCUUUUAACAGUAUUUCUUAUAACGUCCUUCUACAGUUAUUAUCUCCAGGUUUCAUAUAGGAUCACUGAAAUAAGUGUGUGAAGCUGUUAAAAAGAAAUGUCUGCUUUAAUUCCUCAUUAACCUUGCACUGAUAAGGAUUAAUUCUUAAGAGGAAAAAGUAUUUUUUUGUAAUGCUUUCUUAUUUAAAGGAUGUAUAUUAUUUUAAAAGCCUGUAUAUGUAGUUCAGUUUACACCCUGUGUACAUAUUGUACUAUACCAUUUGUAGUAAAAUAUGAUCUAUUGCCUGCUGAGUUUACAGUAGGGAACGUCUUUGUGUGGGUAAAGGGUAGGAUUGCUAAUGGAAUAAGAAUUAAUAGGAGAGAGACUAAGAUGCUUGUUCUUAAAGUAGCUGCAGCUCAAAACAUGAAAUUUGCUCUUUACGCUAGCUCUGCAGAUGGAUCCAAUAUGCAAAAAAACCCCAAACACUAACAAUUCUAAGUGAUCAAUAAUAGACAUAUGACUGGCAAAAGAGUUGUGAUACUGAUACCAGUUUUUACUAGUACCUUUUAUCUGGGAAUAGCUCAUUGUUUUCCAGGCUUGAAAAUAUGCUCGUUGAUCUCAUUCAAAAAAUAAAUGCUGCCAGCUAUAUAAAUAUUCAGCUAUGUUAGCUGAAGAGAAAAAGACAGUUAUUUUACCUGAAAGAUAUUCUGUAUUGUGCUGCUAGAUAUCUCGGCAUGCUAAUCGCAAAUGCUGUUAUAUAAUUAAUUGUGGAAGAUCUUUCACCACAAUGUGUCUGGCCAGGUCCACAUGGCGUAAUGUAGCUUCACACAGAGAGAUUUGACUAGCAUGGAUAUCAGAAACUAUUCACAGAGUGAAUUAUCUUGGGGAAGGCAAUGUGCUAACAUGACCAUAUCCUUCAAUAGCACUCUUUUGUGCCAUCUAGACCUCACCUCUGUUUUACUUGUACAGCUUCUUUAUUAUACAAGAAAAUAAGCAACUCGAAUUUUUAAAGUGUUCACUGUGCAUUCGCAUCUGGGAUGUGAAGGACAUGCAUUUUGUUGCAAUUCUUGGAUUACCAAUGCUCAAGAAAAAAGUUGGUAUGUUUUUGUUGAGUGUGUUUGUGCAUACAUAUGUAUCAUUUUAUUUCAAAAUAAUCUUUCGCUUUUUGUCUUUCCUGAAUAUAACAGUGAUCAGAGGCCCUUUUUAAUAGCUAACUGCUGUUGUAGUUUUUUUUUUCUUUUAGAAUUGGCUUUUGUGUGCAAGUGUUCAAACAGUCCUGAUAUAUAUAUAUAUAUAUAAUGAAAGUCAGAGCCAUCUAGUGGAGGAGGUUGUUACUUUGUGUAAGAAAUGGAUUAUCCAAGUGCUGCUUCUUGUAAGAGUUUGCAAAUAUUUGUAUGGGUAGAAGUUGCCAAAAUAGAAAGUUCAGAAUAUACUUACGCAUAAUUCAACUCCUCUAAUUAUGUGAUAGAUUUCUUUGAAAUAAAGUAGUAUGGAGGUAGGA